CACGAAUAAAGAGAGGCCACGAGGGGUGUCGCUAUUUUUGCCCUUAAACGCGACGGUAUACCGUGGUUCCGCAUUACGCGAUGGAACAGCCGACGAGAUAAUACCUGGGAAGGGAGUUCGACCUCGGUGUUCCACGGGUUUUAAAGCGCUCCCUAUGGUGGUGAGACGGGGAAGGAAAGUUCGAGAGAGGAAACGGCGCACGGACAGGGUGAAGAUGGCCUCGAAGGAAAGGGCCGAAUCGAUACCGCUAACUGUUUUAAACGCGGACAUACCUGGCUGGCUGACUUCACGUGGCUGUUUUCUAUGUCAACACAGCAAUAUUGAAGCAGGUCGUUCCUGCUGUUGCCACAUACGUCAGUCACAGCUCUACCGGUGGAUAAUUAACCCUGCGGUUUACAUUACGACACCUCUAUCGUCUCGCGUCACUCUGCCACCGUUCUUUGCUGUCGUUUUUCAGAAGCCGAGGACGCUAUGUACAGUGACGUUGGAAAUACCUUUGCUAGUGAUAUGAUUCCAUUCCGACUCUUGGUCAUGUUAAUUAAUUCGAGUUGUUGGGAAAUUAUGCCAGAACAUUUGUGUAAUUCGUUCGUUUGCUUUCGUGACAAAGCUUUUUGAAGCUUUAGGAUAUACAAGAAAUAAUCUGUCCUUAGCUACUACUUUUAUUGUAGAUUUGCUUUCACGUUCGGAAAUAAUGAGCUUGCGGACGAUACUGUUGAUUUA
Messenger RNA from Bombus impatiens (common eastern bumble bee), 720 nucleotides. RefSeq lists its product as uncharacterized. The transcript is spliced from 2 exons. NCBI's taxonomy places the organism in Eukaryota, Metazoa, Arthropoda, Insecta, Hymenoptera, Apidae. The record is from RefSeq and is a predicted model, not a curated record. Bases 155 to 511 code for a protein of 118 amino acids.